GAAGGAACCAUGUUCAAGAGGUUUGGUGAAGGUGUCGGCAAGGUUGUCACGGGUAUUAACGUAAUGUACAGUAAUAAGAUUGGAAGCGACAUGCUGUCAAAUGAAGUGAUGCUUGAUUUCGAUGUGCUUGAUGCGAGCAUGGAAUGCGGCAUCUUCGGUAAGAUGUAUGGCACCAGUGUUAUUGCAGUGGAGAGGAGUAGGACCAUCCUGAGGAAACUCGUCUUGGAGAGAGAAGUCGGAGACAAUCUUGUCAAUGAGGGCAGUUUGAGAGAGAGCCACAGUACGAGAUGCAUGGUCACAAGUGAUGGCAAUACCGAUGCAGAACUGUGCCUCAACCCAGGUCAGAGAUGCUCCAUAACUCACGAAGCUCCCGUUUGA
Messenger RNA from Laetiporus sulphureus 93-53, 378 nucleotides. RefSeq lists its product as uncharacterized. NCBI's taxonomy places the organism in Eukaryota, Fungi, Basidiomycota, Agaricomycetes, Polyporales, Laetiporaceae. The record is from RefSeq and is a predicted model, not a curated record. The transcript has 2 exons. The annotation marks the transcript as partial.